Messenger RNA from Pseudozyma hubeiensis SY62, 360 nucleotides. RefSeq lists its product as hypothetical. The transcript has a single exon. NCBI's taxonomy places the organism in Eukaryota, Fungi, Basidiomycota, Ustilaginomycetes, Ustilaginales, Ustilaginaceae. The coding region runs from base 1 to 360 and encodes 119 amino acids. The record is from RefSeq and is a predicted model, not a curated record.
AUGGUGGCGGCCAGGGACGAGGUGAACGUGCCGAGUUUCGCAGUCUCAAUACCGAGGCGCCUUGAUGUGUCGCCGGAGCGAGUGCAUUUCUGCGGGGCAGAUCAUUUCGAAGGGUCCAAACGGGUCCAAGCGGCGAAGGCACGCUUUGCACGCUCACCUCGAAAAAGUGGGCUGAGACGCGACAAGGCCAGAUUCAAAGACCGGCAGCACGCCAACUGGAUCCUAGCCGAGCCAGCCGACUCAUCCGACGGCAAUGUGCUACCUGAUCAAAAAUCAGCAAUUCCGUGCAGAGCUAGUGGAAGACUGAAGCCGCUGUCACAGCAAGUUUCACCCUGGAUUCUGGAUGAGUGUGGUGUUUGA